AUGAACCCUAAUUAUAGGGAGAUUCUUAAAUAGAUAAUGAAUUUUAAAUAAGAAAGAACGAAACCAUUGAUAUCAGGUAUGCUUGUUAAGUUAGUAAUUUAUUUAUUAAAGAUAGAUUAUUGGAUUGUUUUUUGCAUGGCCAAUUUUGUAAUCAUAUCAUGAAAUCUUAAUUGGAUAUAAAGAACUUGAUCACUAAUACAUUAUCUAUAUAAGUUAUGCACUUAUGAUUUUUAUUAUGAAUUUGUUCAUACCUCAUAGUGAUUUCUUCCUAAAGAAAUUAGGACCUCAAACUUUAAUCUGCAUCUUUGUUUGCUCCAUCGGGAUUUCUUUUAUGCUGAUAGCUAUAUUUGAUUAAGUAUAAAUAUUUGAAUAGUUUAAAAAAAGAAUUGGUUCCUCCAUGUUUUUCUUUAGCUAUUUAUCAUUGCUCCAUCAAUAGGAAUUUUGUACCCAACUCCAUUUCUCAUAACAUAGAGAUACUUUGUUAAAUAAAAAUGUAUUAGCUUUAUGUACAUUUCAUAGAACACUUAAAUUCAAUAUUCUAAAUUUUCAUUGGAAUAGGUGCCUUUUUUGGAUUACUAAUCUUUAAUUCAAAUUAAGAAAAUUAACUAGAAUUAUAUUUUGAUAACAAUAAAUAUUUUUGUGGAGAAUGCUAUAAUCUUCAAACUAGGAGAUCUUUUAAAGAAUUGACAUUUUGGGUUUUGAUUUUAGGAAUAUUUGCUGUUCUACUAGUUAAAUAACCAAAUGAAGAUGUUGUUGAUUAUGAUCUCUUAGAAUUUACACAUUUAGAUCUAAAAUAAUAAUAAAAUUGCUAGCAUUCUUCAAAUGAGAAUGAUGAAUCAUAUGAUUAUUCAAUUACAUUCACCGAGUCAUUGUCCACAAAACCAUUUUUAAUAAUGUCAAUUUUAGUAUUAUCAUCAUCUCUUUUACCAUAUUUGAUUUUUUGUUAAUAUUAGAGAAUUCAGUUUGCUUUAGGCAUAUCUUAUAAAAAAUCAUCUAGUGCUUUUUCUAUAUCUAUAUUAUUUUAUGGAUUUACAAGAUUGGCUUAUAACUAUUUUAUUUCAGAUUGGUCGUACAAACUUAUUAUAAAAAGAUUUUGUUAAGCAAAUGUAUAAAUAAAAUAUUAAUUAUUUAGAUGAUUUUAAUUCUGACAUUAGAAGCUUUAAUUUGGUUUGAAAAUCCUUUUUUUAUUAACAUUAUUUGUUCCAUAUAAAUUGUUAGUUUAGCCAUUUUGUUUUCUAUAAUUAGUAGUUAGAUUCCUAAAAUUUUUGGAUCUAUGGCAAGCUAAGGGAUAUUUUAUUUUAUGUUGGCUAUAAUGGGUUUAGGUGCUGUAAUUUCAAAUAGUAUUUGGUAUUUUUUUCCAUAAGAGGUAGAUUAAUAAAUAUAUUUAGAAUACAAUAAUGGUUUUAUUCUAUAUUAGUACUAAAGUUUUUCUUGGAUAAAUGUUUGUGUAUCAAAUUAUUACAUGAUUUUAAUAAAAAAUUAUAAAAUAUUAUUGAGAAUUAAAUACUAACUGAUUGCAAUAUAUAAUUCAAAAUAAUAAUGUAUUACACUCCAUCUAGGCCGGCUGAGAAUGAUAAAUUUCCAACUCGUCAUUAAAAGCCUCCAGGUUAGAAUCCUUAAUAUCUUCAAAAAUUACCUGAAGAUCCUCGAAGAGUUGAUGAUUAUUAAGGCAAUCCUUAAGAACGUCCCCCUCCUCAAUAGAAACCUAUGUAUUAAGAACAAGGUCCAGAAAGAUAUCCAAUACCUCAAAGACCGAUGGAUCAUCCGUAAGAUCGACCCCAUCCUCCUUAUGGCAAUAUGGCCAGAGGAUUUGAACGACCUCCACCAGGUUUCAAUCCUUAAUUUCCUCCUCCACCUGAUAGAUACAAUAAUGCUCCAUAUGAACCAGUCUAUCCUGAUGAUCGAUAUUAUAGACCAAUAUCUGCUCCAUAUGGUAGUCCUUAUGGUGCAAGAUAGUAACCGUAUGGGGAACCAUCUCCUUAAGGUUUAAGAGGACCAGCAAGAGCAUAUGAUCCAAGAAGAGGAGGACCACCUCAAGAUUUUAGAGGGCCUCCACCUGAAUAUAGAGGUUUGCCUCCACCUGAUUUUCGAGAUGUUCCUCCUGAAUUUAGAGGAAUUCCUCCUCCAGAAUAUAGAAGAAUGAUGCCUCCUAAUUAUUAAGGACCUGAAUAUAGAAGAGGAAUGCCAGAACCAAUGGGAUAUCGUGGCGAUUAUAGCAGAGAUGUUGCAUAAAGAGGUCCAGAUUUCAGAGGUGGACCACCACCUGAUUAUAGAGGUGGAUCUCCUCCUGAUUAUAGAGGUGGACCACCACCUGAGUAUAGAGGUGGACCUCCUCCAGAAUAUAGAGGUUUACCUCCUCAAGAUUUUAGGAAACCUCCUCCUCCUGAUUAUAGAGGUGUGCCUCCACCACCUUCUGAAUAUAGAAUGCCUCCUGCUAAUUAUAGAGGGCCUCCACCAGAAUAUGGUAGAGGUAUGGAUCCAAGAGGACUACCACCUUAAGAGAUGAGAGGAUUACCACCUCCAGGUGAGUUGAGAAGAGGUCCUGGAUAUCCUUAAAGAGGAGCACCUUCUAAUGAAUUUUAUAGAGGAGAUUAUCUUCCUUAAUAUCAAAGAGGUGAUGAUUAAGUAUAUAGAGGUGGACCUGGUGGAAGGGAUUUUGAACCAAGACGACCUUUAUCACCUUAAGCUCAAAGAAGAGAUCAUGGAUAUAAUGAGUUUAGUUCACCAUAAUAAAGAAUUAAGCAAGCUUGA
Messenger RNA from Paramecium sonneborni, 2751 nucleotides. Lineage: Eukaryota; Ciliophora; Oligohymenophorea; Peniculida; Parameciidae. The record is from the annotation of a GenBank genome assembly.